AUUGGCUGAGUAAUCUUAAAAAUAAUUUUCUUUUAGUACAAAAAAACUCAAAAGCAAGUUGAGUUGCACAGUUUAACCAACUAACAACUCUAACACACUAAUAACAUAACCACUCCAUUAGGAUUUAUAUUUACACUUUAUAUCAUAACAUACCAAACUUGGAUUUAAAAUAGUUUAUUAAUUCCCCACAUUAAUCAUUCUAUCUUGCUCACAAAGAUAAAUAGGAACCAAAAUAUAUAACCCCUAUUAGGAUCCUAUUCAUAAUUAAGAUAGUCUAUGCUCUCUCAAAUUAACAAUAAUAGUUGAUACAUACAUACCACAAAAAAAUUGGUUUUAGAAGAAAUGAGAAAUCAUAUGGAGAGAUUAGUAGUUCUUCCUUUCUCUUUAAGGUGUGCUUCCAAAUCAAGUGUGGGAUUAGGUGAAGCCAAAGGAUCAAAAAAAUGUUCAAAAGAGUCAAUUGUUUCAAGAAGACAAGAAGGACAAAUUAUCACAACUAAAAUGAAGAAAAAAAGGUCUUUUGGAUAUUUUGUUCUACCAAAGGCUAAUGUAGCUGCAGGCAUAAAGAGAUUGAUAUAUGGUAUCAAGAGUUUAUCUCAAUUAUUUUUUUACAAAGAGCAUAUUGAGGAGAUUGAACAUGAUAUGGAAAUUGGGUAUCCAACGGAUGUAAAGCAUGUAACACAUAUUGGACUUGAUGGCUCAACAACCACAAAUAAUGUUAAAGGUUGGGACAAUUUAAAGGCACCUGAAUUACUGUCUUUAUCUCCAAUUACAUUAAAGCAAUUUGAAUUGGCCAUGGCUACCCAAGCUCACCAACCACUUAUUGAUAAUUCCUCCCAAAAAUGUGAUUAAAUAUAUACUUGUGGGACUCAUUAUUGUUGGCUUAAUAAUUAAGUCUCUUCUAAUUGUAGAUUAAUGAUCAUUAUGAUUGAUUAAGAUGUAUCUAUAAGAGUUCACAUGCAUUGUGCAUAAAUGAACAUUCAUGAAUAUUUGUAACCUCUCUUUGUCUUUGGACUCUCUUGUUUUUGCUCUGUUCUUGAGAUGAGAUUACCUCUAAGCUUCAUUGCUUUUUUCAAUGCGAUGAAGUCUUCAAUUUUAAAUUUGAGAUUGAGUUCUUU
Molecule: messenger RNA, 1115 nt
Organism: Trifolium pratense (red clover)
Lineage: Eukaryota; Viridiplantae; Streptophyta; Magnoliopsida; Fabales; Fabaceae
Product: CRIB domain-containing protein RIC4-like
Exons: 3
Coding region: 343-849 (168 amino acids)
Source: RefSeq, a predicted model, not a curated record